Messenger RNA from Plasmopara halstedii, 2058 nucleotides. RefSeq lists its product as hypothetical. The transcript has a single exon. Gene Ontology annotation, molecular function: RNA binding. Bases 1 to 2058 code for a protein of 685 amino acids. Lineage: Eukaryota; Oomycota; Peronosporomycetes; Peronosporales; Peronosporaceae. The record is from RefSeq and is a predicted model, not a curated record.
AUGGCCAAGAAAGUAAAAGCUCCUGUUGUCGUGAAACCUACGUCCAGCAACAGCAGCGCGUCAUCAAACCUGAGCAGCAAGAAAUCGCCGCAGAAAAAGGUUGUAAUGGCCAAGAAGGGCGUUAAACCUGCUCCAAAGAAACCUGUUGACUCCGAUAGCUCAGAUUCGAGUUCAGACGAGGAAGAUGAUCGUGCUAAAGUAGUUGCUGCUGAGGUAUCGACUACCAAGAAAACAUCGACCUCUGACUCUUCAGAUUCUUCCUCUGACGACGAUGAUUCCAAGCCGGAUACAUUGACAAAAAAAGUGAGUUCCGAUUCAAGUUCGGAUUCUUCUUCAGACGAAGAAGAAGCACCUAAGACCAAAGUGACAGCGUCCAAGAAGGUGGAAACCAAGAAGGAGGGUUCGAAAAAAUCUCCUUCCACGAACGCAACGAAAAAAACCACAUCCGCCAAGGUAGCUGCUAAAAAAGAGAGUUCUGACUCCAGCUCGGACUCUUCAUCGGAAGAAGAGGAGGUCCCUAAGAAAACGGUGACGCCCACGAAAAAAGCCACGCCCACGAAUAAAGCCACGGCCACAAAAAAAGCCACACCCACGAAAACAGUUGCGCCCACAAAAAAAGCCACACCCACAAAGAAGGUUGUUGCCACGGCAGAGAGUUCUGAUUCCAGCUCGGAUUCCUCGUCGGACGAAGAAGAGCCCCCUGCCAAGAAGACCACAUCCACACAGAAGGUGGUUGGCAAGGAAGAAAGUUCUGGAUCGAGUUCUGACUCUUCGUCGGACGACGAUGAGGCUCCUGCGAAAAAGACCACUACCACGCAGCAGGUGGUCGCCAAAAAAGAGAGUACCGAAUCUAGCUCUGAUUCUUCGUCGGACGAAGAGGAGACUCCUGCAAAGAAGACCACACCCACGAAAAAGGUAGCAGCGACAAAGAAAAGCUCUGAGUCAAGCUCUGAUUCUUCAGAGGAGUCAUCUGAAGACGUGGAUGAUUCCAAAAAGCCACUCCCAGGUAGCUCAGUAGAUACAAAGAUGGAGGAUAGUGACAGCUCUUCAUCGUCCUCUUCUGAUGAAGAGGACACAAAGAAACCAUCUGCCAACAAGACUGCAGCAAAGAAAGAAGAAUCUUCGUCCUCGUCAAGUGAUUCCGACUCAUCAUCAGAGGAGGAUUCGACUCCUAUUGUCUCUAAAAAGCGUAAGAAUUCGGAUGUCGGUGAAAAAUCUAAUAAGGUCCAUAAGCAGGCAAAUGGUGAUGCUGCUGGUGUAACGAAUCCACAAAAGGCGCUUGAGAUUUUUAUUGCUGGUUUGCCGUGGUCUGCGACGGAGGAAGAGCUAAAAGAGCAUUUUGCUGGAUGUGGUGAGGUGACUGCCGCCCGUAUAGUAAUGCAAAAUGGUCGCUCUUCUGGUACUGCUUUCGUUACUUUUGCUACUGCUGAAGCUGCGGAAGCUGCUCUCACCAUGGAUGGUCAGGACUUUGGUGGCCGCUGGAUGAAAAUUCGUACGGCUGAAAAGAAGAAUAUGUUUGAUGAAAAGCCUGAGGGUUGCACGAGUGUUUUCAUCGGGAAUCUUUCUUGGGAUGUAGACGAAAACACAAUUCGUGAGACUUUUGGUGAGUGUGGAGAGAUUAUCAAUUGCCGUUUGGCUACAGACCGCGAGACUGGCGAGUUUCGUGGAUUUGGACACAUUGAUUUCGCCGAAACAGAAGCUGUUGAUGUAGCUGUAAAACUUGCGGGAUCAUACGUAAAUGGUCGUGCCAUUCGUGUUAACUUUGCAAAGUCACGCGAUAUGAACGGUGGUGGUGGCCGUGGAGGUUUUGGUGGACGCGGUGGUGGACGCGGUGGCCGAGGAGGACGUGGGGGUUUUGAUGGUGGCCGCGGUGGCCGUGGAGGUUUCGAUGGUGGCCGUGGUGGAGGCCGCGGCUUUGGUGGUCGAGGUGGGGGCCGUGGAGGUGGUCGUGGUCGUGGUGGGGGCCGUGGUGGACGUGGCGGACGUGGUGAUGGCCCACCAAAGCGUCAGCCGACUUCUAUUCAGAACUUCCAGGGUAAUAAGAAGACUUUUGACUAA